This is a messenger RNA of Trypanosoma rangeli, 1092 nucleotides long. RefSeq lists its product as uncharacterized. Lineage: Eukaryota; Euglenozoa; Kinetoplastea; Trypanosomatida; Trypanosomatidae. The transcript has a single exon. The record is from RefSeq and is a predicted model, not a curated record. Bases 1 to 1092 code for a protein of 363 amino acids.
AUGCAGGAGCUGCAUGCGAUAGUGCGGAAGGUGCUGCGUUUUCACCCUCGCAUUGUGAGCAAUUACUCUAGGCCAUCCGAUGGCGACCCCCACAGCCUGACAACAGUCGAUGUCCGUAUGGCAGAAGUGGCAGAGCUCCUCGUGACGGAACUCGUUCGUGUGUUGUCCCGUGGCUUACACGAAGGGGAAGAGUUGUGGAGUGUGCUGCAAACACUUGAGCGUGUGCCGAACAGGCUCAGUCAUGGCGACGCCAGCGGCGCAUUUGGGGCGACGCAUCACCGGCUGAAGUUUUCUGGGCAAUUAAUUUAUGUCAUCAAGUCAACCUUUGUUGAAUGUACGGCAGCCGUUCGCACCCGAGCUCUAAUUCGCCUGACACUCAAUCAGGGUGUCCUCCUCGCCGCACUGGAGCUUAUCGCCCGAUGGAAUGUGGCGGAACUUUCGGCCUUCUACUCCGACCCCGCCUCAAGUGUGCUGUGCAGCGUGGAUGGCGAGCUGUGGGACGCCUUUCUGCGCGCAUGCGCUCCCAUUGGGGGCGUGACUCUCAAGGAUAUUAUGGCCGGUGCCUCAAAGGGGGUGUCUGUAGUGAAGUUUGACAUGAAGCUGGCGCUUCCGGACUAUGUUGGGGAUGACAUUGGGUGGAGCGGCACCAACGACUGCAACACAGGUGAGGUGGUGGUGAGGGCGGGUGAAGGCAGGAGCAACCGUGACUGGGGGGCGGGAAGCGAAACUUUCCCACAAGAGUGUGGGGCGGAAGUUGGACCCGGUGCCAUUGUAAGGGUGCAGCAGAUACCCGCCCAUGGCGGCCCCGUGGAACAAAAACGACGUGCUCGUAGGCGAAAGAAGCGGACAAAGAAAGAGGAGUCACAAAAUGUGUGGUCUGAAUGUCUCGCAGAUGAAGGUGAAAACGAUGGCAGUGCAAAGGUUCACGUGCCUUUACCAUUGGUGGCGGAGUCUAUGGAUACGGCAGAUGCGAAGAAUGCAGAUCGCCUUCUUGAUCGUGCGGAGGUGCUUCUGUUGGAGCGCUGGGAGAAGCUUGCGGCCGAGAUUUCCACGCACGAGUCCUUGUUAUUUGAGCGUGAAGAUGCUGGGUAA